Messenger RNA from Drosophila kikkawai, 1624 nucleotides. RefSeq names its product pancreatic triacylglycerol lipase. The record is from RefSeq and is a predicted model, not a curated record. NCBI's taxonomy places the organism in Eukaryota, Metazoa, Arthropoda, Insecta, Diptera, Drosophilidae. Gene Ontology annotation, biological process: lipid catabolic process. Gene Ontology annotation, molecular function: lipase activity.
CGCCUCGGCAACCACGCGAACUUCAACUACUUUCGUUCUCGGGCGACACCGAUCGAAAGUGACACCGCUCUCCCGCACCUGUGUGGGUGCUUAUGUAUGCCAGCACCCAAUCUUCGCUAGACCGAUCGCGGUCCCCGAUAGCCACGCAACGCUCCACCUUAAAAAGCAGCCGCUCCCGGUAGCCAAAACUCAGUUUACGCACAGGCUUAGAAGUUUAUGGGACAUGAAGUCGACGGCUUGGCUCUCUUUGUUGGCUUUGGCGUGGAGUGUGGACGCAAAUCCUAUACUGGGAUUGUUAAAUCCUGAGUGCAAAGUCGUGCAUGGCGAGUGCCCCCAUGAAAAUAUUACCUUUUGGCUGUACACAAACUCCACCCGAGAUAAUCCCGUCUUGCUGAAUCCCCUUGACCUCAAUCCCUGGGACUUUCAGCCGGCUCGUCCCGUUAAGAUCUUGAUUCACGGCUACACGGGACAUCGUGACUUUUCGCCCAACUCCCACAUUCGACCCGUGCUGCUGGAUAACGAGGACGUAUACGUAAUCUCCAUUGACUACAAGCCCUUGGUGCCCGACCCAUGCUACUUCUCUGCCGUGCAGAAUCUUCCGCUGGUAAGCCAGUGUCUGGCCCAGUUGAUCAACAACCUGGUGGAUCGGAACAUAGUCCCGAAUGAGAAUAUUCACAUCAUUGGCUUCAGCUUGGGUGGUCAGGUGGCGGGUCAGACGGCCAACUAUCUGAAGAGGAAGCUGAAAAGAAUCACUGGACUAGAUCCAGCCAAGCCUAUGUUCGUCCUGGCCGGAAACACAAGUCGAUUGGAUCCGGGAGAUGCGGAGUUCGUUGACGUUAUCCAUACCAACGUUUUUGGCAGAGGAAUUUUGAGUCCCAUGGGACAUGUGGAUUUCUAUCCCAAUGUCGGCAGCAUUUUACAGCCCGGUUGCAGGGAGGAGAGUCCCGAUAGUCCUGGCAGCUGCAGUCACGAUCGCGCUCCUCAAUUCUAUGCCGAGUCCAUAAAUUCCACCACUGGCUUUUGGGGUCGCCAGUGCACCAGCUGGUUGGCGUAUAUUGUUAAUCUGUGUCCAACGACUGGAAAACAGGAACUGAUGGGUUACCACGUUUCGCAGGAAACGAAGGGUUCUUACUUCCUUGAGACGGGGAAGUCAGCGCCCUUUGCCCUGGGCAAACAGGAGGAUGUGGACAAUAGCCAGACCCUGGCCCAGUUCAAGCUGAAUCCCGAGCUCAACGAGAUCCCGCCGGACUAUGAGCCGCAGCUGCUGGAGGCUUUCCUUGAACUUGAUGCCUUGAAAGCCGUUUUAAAUACGGAUGGCAGCGAUCUGGACAAGCAAUUGAACUGGAUCGGUCGGGAGGAUGAUGAACCCCUGGCGAGAGCCAAGUUAUAAAAGAAUCAGGGGUGGAAUUAUAUUUAUUAUAAAAAAAAUCAAGCAAUUGAAAUGAUUUUAUCAAUUCAAUUACUUUUAGAGAAAUUGUAUUUAAAAAAAUAAAGUUGAUAACAUUUUAUAGCGAAGUGGUACUUUAAAAAUUAAUAUUUUCAUUAAACUACUUUUUAAUAUUCGGGAAAAUAUAAUUUAAAUGGAUUUUAAUCCUUGGAAUAUCAAUACAUGUCUGAAAUAAUA